CAGCACUGAUAAACAUCCGAAGCGAAGUCAGCGAAGGGAAAUAAAAACAAACUUUUUGUUAUCACAAACGCUCCAAAAGUGCACAAAACAUUCAGUGAAAAAUUAUUGUAAUUUUCGUUGAUUUUUACUAUAUCUCAUAAUGGUAAUACGCUCUGGAAGUGAUUUGGAAGACGACCUGCUUUCUUCGGAUGGAGGAGACCGUAGCAAUAGCUACCGAGAUCGACGGCGUCGCAACGAUGACCGCAGCCAACAAAACGCCGAGGAUUUGGCCAGGUAUCUGAUGGAACGGACAACAUUGUACUGGAACCUGUUCGUCACGGUAAUCAACGAUCUGAUGAGUCGGUAUCACGUGCAGGAGUUCGUGACCACGAUCUACGCCGGUUUAAAACGAUACCCACUGCUGGCCUUAUCGAUUGCGACUGUGAUCUUUAUCCUGUCGUUGCCGUUUAUGGUGUUUAUAUUUUUUACAUUGACCACAGCCAUUAUGACAUUCACCGGGUUUGUGCUGAUCGAAGGAACAUUGAUAACGUUGGCCUCGAUGCUGUUAAUCGGGGUGCUGAUCGGCGUCGGGUGCCUGCUUGGAACUAUCGGGCUUGUAUUUCUAGUGGGUUAUUUCGGCAUUUCCAAAGCGUACGACUGGUUGGACAGAGGCGAACCUAGAAACGGACAAGAGAUUCGAAAUUUGGGAGCACGCACACGUCGCGUUAUAUAAUAAUGUUCGAAGAAAUGUUUUAUGUUUUUUCAAGAUAGAAGCUCAGAUAUAUGAUCUGUAUUGCUUUAUAUACACCGAAAAAAUUCUUCAUAUUGAAUAUAUUUGUCGCACACAUAAAUUUUUGCAAUUUGGUGA
Molecule: messenger RNA, 847 nt
Organism: Armigeres subalbatus
Lineage: Eukaryota; Metazoa; Arthropoda; Insecta; Diptera; Culicidae
Gene: Ldaf1
Exons: 3
Coding region: 140-712 (190 amino acids)
Source: RefSeq, a predicted model, not a curated record